CCACGAAGAAGAAGAAGAAGAAGAAGAAGAAGAAGAAGAAGACGAAGAAUACGAGGGAAAAUAAGCAGGGAAAGAUAGACAAGGAGGAAAAAGAAGCGUGGAAAAUUAACUUGACCAAGCUGAAAAUGAAUCACCUUGACCCCGAAGAUGCCAUAUUCCUGGUUGAUGCAUUCCUGGAUGAGUGCAAGGUGGAUCAGCAUGGACAAACUAAAGGAGGUUCAAAACAAUCCACAAAGUUGUGUGUUUGGCCUGAUGAGGACAAAGAUGGUCAACCUCUGCCAAAAAGAUGUAGAGCUGGAGAGAAACGAAAGCGAGAUUCAGCUACUGUUUCUUCAGCAAGCGUUAAAAGCGUGUCCUGUGCUCCGUCUACCAGCACAACUGAACACACAGUGAUCAUCGAAAAUUUUGUUUUUUUUCCCUUAAUACUUUUUUCCACAUUUGUUAUGUGGUAAUUGCCCAGAUUUAACAAUGCCUUCUUCCAUUUUCAUUUUCAGACUCCCUCAUUCAAGAUGUCCGAGAACUCUUGGGAAGUGGUGAUGAACAGUCUUUCCCCUCAGAGUGGAGUAACAGGCAAACUACCUCUCUGGAGAAUUGGACAGUAAUGAGGCCCUUCAUGGUGAACAAUAUGUUGUCAUCUGAGAAGCCCAAGGAGGGGGUUUGCCAUCACUGUGGACACAAGGCUGCAGUAGUGAUGUGUAGGGACUGUUUACCACGAUCACUCUACUGCACAGCCUGUGACCUUUCCACACAUGAGGCCCUGGUGCUUCAUAACAGAGCAUCCAUGGUGGAGGGGUUCUUCAGACAACUGCAGCCAUCCACUUUUGUUCAGCAGCACGAGGGAGGGAAAUUCUCCUAUCAUGAAAAAGAUUGCAUGUUACCAAUCGUUCCUCCCUGCUGCGACUGCUCCACUGGGCAAACAAGCUUUUCCAAGGGAAAGCCAGUUAUUUUAAUUGGAAUGAAUGGAAGAUACAACCUCUUCCUUCCAUCAGUAAACUGCUCCUGUGGAAAAACCUUGCCAGUGACCAUAAGUGAUCUGGUUGAAAGUGGUUACUGGCCAGCCACUGUCAAUUUUGAGACCUUGUACAUGGUGGACUUGUUCACCACGUAUGAGGAUCUAAAAAUCACUGCCCCAGGGAUGUCCAGACAAGCUUUUGUCAGCAUGCUCGAGUGUCGUACAAAACUCUUCGGGCGAAGUGGUAAGAUUUGUGGGGACACAAUGCAGAGGGCCUUCCUCGAAUGGGCCUAUGCCAAAUUUGAGGUUGACAAGCUGUCUCAGGUCCAGCAUUUUCAGUGCCCUGCAUGCACACCAUCCAUGUUGGCAGUUGCAGUGGAUGGGAACCGCAAAUUAUAUCGUUUCAAAAGCCAACCAGGACCUGAUGGGUUUUUUGAUGGAGUCUUUUUGGCCAAUGAUGCUGAUGUGUCCUCCUUUGUUGAUUACAUCCAUGAAACAACUGUACAUAAUCCAGGGAAAGGGAGAUGUGGUGCGGGUCAGUGGACCGCAGCACGAGAGUCUGCCAACAAGUCUGGAAGCAAACUAGACGAGGAAGGUGUUGAAGUUGCUGUCUGCCGUCAUGGGGUUUUGCUCAAGGGACUGAAUAUGUUCUGUGGAGAAAUAUUUGCAUACCCAUUAUAUCUCCAGAAACAGCUAGCUUCACAGACCGUCCAGUUUUUUUGCUCUGAUGUGGUCUGCAAAUAUUGGCCAUAUCUGCAGAAAGUUGUGGGCCACUGUCCAGAGUUGGAGGACUUGCUGAACAUGCGCCCAUUUCUCUCCAUCAUGCAUGCAAAAGCGCAUUCAUGGAUGUGUGAGUUAAAAUGGGGGGGACGCAAUCAAGAAGGAGCUGGAACAACAAUCGGGGAGGAGGUUGAACAGGUUAACAGCUUCCUCUCUCGAGCAGCCAUAUGUUCCAAGUACAUGUCAAAAGCCGUUCGCACAGACAUGCUAACUAUCCAGGCAAGUGGCUGGAACAAGCGAAAGGCAGAAAACCUUGACCGGACACUGGCCAAAAGAUACAUCAAGACUGUACAAAGGAUUGCAGAGGCAACAAAGGACCUGGAGAAACUCACAACUGAGUUAUCUCUACAGCAAGACACAGUCCAGCAGUGGGUGUCUGAUGUGCAGCAGUGGACCUCAGGAGCAACAAUCCAAAAUGACCUGCAGAGGACCAUCGAGGGGCUAUAUUUGGGCAUCAAACAGCGAAAAUUUCAGCUGUAUCGUCAGUCUGGUGGGAACAAGCGAAGGCAUCAACUGAGAAGAAAGAUUGCUGUUGAGAAGAAAGCCUUGGAAGUUGCCAUCAAUGACCACAAUGCUACUGUGGGGGAAGUUGAAAAACUGCCUCCUCCCAAUGAACUCCUGGCUGUGGACAACUACUCCUGGCCAUGGGAAUGUCAUGGUGAUAUGGAGCGAAAAAAAAAUGUUUUUGACAAGGUAAUGCUGCUGGCUAGACUAAAAGAAGAAGAAUUUAUUGUGGUUCGCGAAGUCAAGCAGCACAUGGAGUACAUGAGGAGUGUUGCUGGACUGAUCGAAGAGUUUACCUUUCAGCUGACUGAAGACACCACUGGGAAAUGCAGUACAGAGGGCUUAAUGGAGAAAGGACGUGAAGGACUAUUCUGUGUGCUGAAGAGAAGAUUGCGUGAAGUUGAAGCACAACUGGCUAAAGCACGCACAACAUACAAAUGUAUUCUUGGACUGCAAACAUUGCCCUUAGAUGACUUUUCUGAAGAGGAAGACUCAGAGAAUACUUCCUCAACUGAUGAGGAACUGGGAGAGUAGUUAUUAGGGAGAUGAUGUGUUUACAUUGUGUUGAACCCAAACGUCAGUGCUGUAAUAACUUGUAUGUGAAACCUGAGGUUAUUUUACUGCUGUUGUAAUAUUUCUUUGUGUUUAGAGCAUGUACUGCAAAUUCCUCUGAUACUGUAAAAACCCAUAAUGUUAGCCCAUUAGUCCCCACCCUCUCCCCCAACCCAAUCACUGGUGAUUCACAACUGUCAAACAUGACAAAUUACCUUUGUUUUUUAUAGCAUUACUUUUUUGGUCAAAAUGUAUUGCGCAUCCCUACAUAGCUUCACUAUAGUUUGUAUAGAGUGUACCUACUGUAGUUUACAUAGCCUAUUGUAUUCUUACUCUCUCCAACAGUGUGCUAUUCCAGCUUAUGUUUCCACGUUAGUAUAGUAUAUCAAUACUCACUCACUCUCACACACUCACUCGCUCAAACAACCACACACACAAACACACUCACUCGCUCACACACACACUCACACACACAUACAUACAUACACUCACUCUCACACACACUCUCACUCUCUCGUUCACACACGCGCACACACACACACACACACACACCCCUACCUUUCUAAAUAUAUAUAGUCUUUAUUUUGUACAGGGCAUAGUCUCUUAGCUCUAGAAAGCCUACUUUAUUAAUUUCACCCAGUAAAAUGAACUG
Molecule: messenger RNA, 3440 nt
Organism: Carassius gibelio (silver crucian carp)
Lineage: Eukaryota; Metazoa; Chordata; Actinopteri; Cypriniformes; Cyprinidae
Exons: 15
Coding region: 602-2770 (722 amino acids)
Source: RefSeq, a predicted model, not a curated record